AUGACAAUAAAAGUAGUCCCUGAUGAAGACCAGACCGAAGCUUCUGAGGUUUACCAAGCACAGCUUGCCCGUCAGAGCAAUUUACGUCCAGAUUGCCAGAGCGAGAAAGAACCUUGGUCGCAUUCGCAGUUCACUGAAGCAGCUGUGAAGAAAGCCAUAGCGCGAAUAUACGCAAAAGCAUCCGCAAUGACAUUGCCCUACUACCAGUACGGGGAGACGGAGGGCGAUAAUUGGGUCAUCAAGUGGAUGCUGUAUCACGUAUGUCGCUACCGUGACAACAGGAACAAGAAGAUACGCGGGCGAGGGCACAACGAUGCUGAGGAAGUUGAGGCCACUUCUCCAAACCCUCCUGGUAGGUUUGCCCCUAGGACUAUGUUCCGCUGCAGAAUAGAGCCACGGAACCAAAGUCUAACGAGUGACGAUUCUUACCAGGAUAUAGCAAACUCAAGUUAUGUUUCCUCAGGAGACUUUAGCGGAGGGUUACUACGAGGUCCUUAG
Molecule: messenger RNA, 498 nt
Organism: Bacidia gigantensis
Lineage: Eukaryota; Fungi; Ascomycota; Lecanoromycetes; Lecanorales; Ramalinaceae
Exons: 2
Coding region: 1-498 (165 amino acids)
Source: RefSeq, a predicted model, not a curated record